This is a messenger RNA of Trichomycterus rosablanca, 1781 nucleotides long. RefSeq lists its product as uncharacterized. Gene Ontology annotation, biological process: iron-sulfur cluster assembly. NCBI's taxonomy places the organism in Eukaryota, Metazoa, Chordata, Actinopteri, Siluriformes, Trichomycteridae. Gene Ontology annotation, cellular component: mitochondrion. The transcript is spliced from 8 exons. The coding region runs from base 6 to 791 and encodes 261 amino acids. Gene Ontology annotation, molecular function: 4 iron, 4 sulfur cluster binding; iron ion binding. The record is from RefSeq and is a predicted model, not a curated record.
CAGAAAUGGCGGCGUCCUUAAGAUGGGCUGUACUGCAGCUCUCACGAGUACAGGUGUCAUCACGUCCUGUUAGGUUUUCAGUGAAAAGCAGAAGUCAGUGCUACUCCCAGUUGUUAGUUCAGAAGAACAGACAAGGACAACAGUUACAGACAAAACAACUCUCAGUACGAUGGUUGUCAGUUUUGACAGAAGACACUCCAAACCCCAGGAGCUUAAAGUUCCUUCCUGGGAGGCCUGUGCUGGGAAAAGGAACUUUAGACUUUCCAACUUCAAGUUCUGCAGAGUGUUCAUCAUUAGCAAAGGAUCUUUUUCAGGUUAAAGGAGUCAAAAGUGUGUUUUUUGGUCCAGAUUUCAUCACACUUACCAAGAUGGAUGAUGAGGUGAGGUGGACCGACAUUAAACGUCAAGCCAUUGAAGUUAUCACAGAGUUCUUUGAGAGAGGAGAACUGGUCACAACAGGAGCAGCACAUCCAGAGAGCAGUGUGUCAGAUGACGAUGAUGAAAUUGUGUCCCUGAUUAAAGAGCUUUUAGACACACGGAUCAGGCCCACAGUGCAGGAGGAUGGUGGUGACAUUAUCUUUAAGGGCUUUGAGGAUGGCACUGUCAAAUUAAAGUUGGUUGGUUCCUGCACAGGCUGUCCCAGUUCUACAGUGACUUUGAAAAAUGGUAUUCAAAACAUGCUACAGUUCUACAUACCAGAGGUGGAUAAUGUGGAACAGGUGGAAGAUGAAGUGGAUGAAAUCAACAUGAAGGCAUUCUUAGAACUAGAGAAAAAAAUAAAAGAUGUGUAGAAUGUAUAUAUCAUGUUAAAUCGUAAGAUUUGGCUACUGCUUUUAGAAAUACCUAUAGAUUUACGUUGUUAAAACUACAAACAGUUGUAAACAAAAAUCAGACCUGGAAAUACUUUAAAGUUUUUUAUUUUUGGUAACAAUAUUUAAGAUUAAUUUAAAGAAUAUUGACGUGUUUCUUACAACUGUAAUAAUAUUUGUGAGUUAGGAAAGCUUAGCACAAUUUAUAAUAAGUGAUUUUAAAUAGUGCCUUAAAAUACCAAAACUUAAAUCCAGCUUUCAAUAAUUUCCAACUAAAAAUAACACAAUACAUUAUUAACUAUUCAGAUACUCAUCUGUAUUGAUGAUUACUGAUUUCAACCCCAAUGUUGUUACCCUGACCUGCUAAAUGCAUUUGUUUUCUCUACCUGCAUCUAGUGUGUUUAAAAGAUUCUUACUAAACCCAUAAGUACGCAGUUACCAAUAUUCAGCCCUGCCAUGUUUUUCUAAUUUUAGAUGAUCUCUUAUAAUUAACAAAGAUGUUAGCUGAAAUGUAGUCUGAAUACUUUUACAACUGGUUGUUGUUUUAAUAAUCCACUAUUCAUUGUAAGACAUGCAAAAUUGUGAUGUAGCCAAAAUGAGCUUGAGUUCAUGUGCUUAAAAAUGACAUUUAGUGUUGCAUCACACAAUCUAUAGAUGUAAAUGAGAUCAAAAAUGUUAAGACUGUAAAUAGCCUAUCUGUAUGUUACAUAUAAAAGCAAACCAUUCACAGUUUACUGGUACUGUAUUCCUGGUAUGUUUAUGGUCUGAGUGGUAUACAGCACUUUAAAAUUAUUAAAUUCAGAUGUUCCACUGCUAACAUUGUUUGGUGUGUUAGUCACCUGCACGGAGUCCUGAGCUCAACCCCUUUAAGCACAUUUGUUAAUUUGCAAGGCAGGCUUAUUUUAAAUCAAAAACUGUGGAAGUCCAAGGCAAAGGAUCUUAUAACCAUGUUAUAUUAUAAAUUUGUAUUAA